GUGUCCCGCGGGAGGGCUGUAUUUUACGUUUCCUCACGAUCACUCAGGCGAUCUGCGCGGACGCCUACAGUGGGUCUGUGACGAAGCUGGGCGGGGGGUCCUUCGCUCUUCACCUCCCGGAGUCCCGCCCCGCCUCGCGCUAUAAAAGGCGCCGCUGCAGUCGGGCCCCAGUUGCAGCUGCUGCCGCCGGGUCUCGGUCAGCGCGGAGGGACGUGGAGCCGGGCGCCGUCUCGCGAUGCCUUCCAUUAAACUGCAAAGUUCAGAUGGAGAAAUUUUUGAAGUUGACGUUGAAAUUGCAAAGCAAUCUGUAACUAUCAAGACUAUGUUGGAAGAUCUGGGAAUGGACGAUGAAGGAGAUGAUGACCCAGUCCCUCUUCCAAAUGUUAAUGCAGCUAUAUUAAAAAAGGUGAUCCAAUGGUGCACCCACCACAAGGAUGAUCCACCUCCCCCUGAGGACGAUGAAAACAAGGAAAAACGAACAGAUGACAUCCCUGUGUGGGACCAAGAAUUCCUGAAAGUAGACCAAGGAACACUUUUUGAACUUAUCCUGGCUGCAAAUUACUUAGACAUUAAAGGUUUGCUUGAUGUCACAUGCAAGACUGUUGCAAAUAUGAUUAAGGGGAAAACUCCAGAAGAAAUUCGCAAGACCUUCAAUAUCAAGAAUGACUUCACUGAAGAGGAAGAAGCACAGGUACGCAAAGAGAACCAGUGGUGUGAAGAGAAGUGAAUUUUUGUGCCUGACACUCUUAACACUGUAAGGAUCGUUCCAAAUACUAGUUGCACUGCUCUGUUUAUAAUUGUUAAUAUUAGACAAAUGCAGCAGCAAAUGAAGUUGUAUUAGCAGGAUAUUGUUCCCUUUGCAUGUGUAAUGUUUUUUUUGAGUACAGAUUUAAAUCCUAUGGUUGAGUUUUUACCAGUGUAAUCAGAUGUCUUUUUACUUUACUCAGCAAUGAAUAAAACUGAACUAAGCGUGGAUUCUGUAUGGAAAAGCACUUCAUGUUAUCCUGUUCAUGACUCUUAACUAUCCAUGUCCAGUUACAAUGUUAUCUUAAGAUGUCAGAAUUUAGAUAAGCAUUUAAACUCCACUGUAAAUAAAACCACUUGCAAAAGUUUUCUGAAAAAGAAUUAACAAAAAGCAUAUUUUUAUUCAAAGGACUAAAGGGUUUCUUUGGGAACCAGGCUGAGUGAAGAGUUCUAAAUAUGAAGGAUAAUUACCCUUGAAGUAAGUUAGUACUUGACACAGUUCUUAGUUGGUCACAGGCAAAUACUUAGGGAUUACAAAAUCUCUUCAGUGGCUAGUACUUUCUAAGCCUGUUUUGGUUUUACCUGCAAAAGACCAGUCCUAGCACAAAUGUGGCUUUGGCAAAAACUGGGUAAGCUAGUUACAGUUAACCUGGAACUCUUUAGCCAUGUAGCUGAAGACCUGCCUCUAGUUGGUACAAAGCAAAAUCUGAACUGCUGUAGGCACAGGAGAGUUAUGAAUUUUAAUAGGAAAAGCUAAUUCCCAGUUUGACCAAAAACAUGACUGACUUUACCAAAGUUAAACUUAUUGAUCCAGCAUGUCAUUAGUAGCUGGCUUUAGGCAAUUCUAAACCUGCUUGUGAUGUAGCUUUAUUAAACAUGGCUUCAUGUGUCUGCAAGAAAUAUUUCACCUAUGUACUGUACACGAAAUCACAGCUUGUAGACUCUUCAUUAUUGCAUACAAAACAAAGCUAAUGCUGUAUCUAGUGUGACUUCUUUUGGACAAAGCCGCUUGCAACUAGUUAAACAGUAACUGGUUUUCUGACUUUGACAGUUCCCUUAUAGGGAAUAGGAGAUGGUUUGUAGUAAACAUUUGAGGUGUGAUCUUAGCUUAUUGCAUUCCGUUUUCUGUAUAAACCUUAGUCUAGAAUUAACCUUAAUAAAUAUACUUCUCCAUUUUAAAGAUAAUGGUGUUGCACUAAGUGGUGUUAAAGGGUUAACGAUGGUUGUGUGAGAAAAAUCUUGUUAAUUUAACAAGAGCAACUUGACAGCCUCUAGAACACUCAGUGAAUAGCAUGUCUUACUAAACAUUAAAACUUGAAAUUGCUGAUAAACUUCCAUGUAGCUGCUGCAUAAACAAAAUCUAUGUAGAGGAAAUUUUAACAUCUGACUGUGUUAACUGACUGCCAGUUUGCACUAUAAACAGUUUCUCCAACUACAGCCCAUGGAACUGAGUGACCAAACAAUGGAGAGUUGGGUAUAGCUAUUAAGAUGUGGGCAACAGCAUGAAAAAUUGGAGAGCCACUGCUGUAGCAUCCAAGCAAACUUGCUGUCCACCCAUCCCUUAACUUGCUUCCUCCAGCCUGCCACAGCAUCUCCAGAGGGGUUGCUGAAAAAUGGGUCCUAUGUUCAGAGUAAUGGUAGCAUCAUUGGAGCAUCCUAAUGCUACCAAAAAUAAAUGCUCCUGGUGACAAAUGGGGCCUCUUCUAUGCAAGCAGUUCAGUUAAUCUUAGAAAUUUAAACACCAAAAAUCUUCUGUAGGAAACAGUAUACUCUUUAGGAAAGAAAAUGAGACCCACUGCUAUGAUUAGUGGAGUAAGUUAAUCCUGUUUCGAAAACUAAUAUUAAAGCCAGGCCAUGGGUCCUUAGAUGUUCAGUUCCUUCCUUAACACCAGUAUCAAGAUGAACUUGUGUUUAGGCUUUGUUGUUUUAUGUUGCAUCCAGCAAAAAAGAGCUUAAACUUGCUUAGUGUAUCCCCUGAGACAAGGGUUGGCCAUCACUUAAAAGUGAUGUGAUCUACCCUACUUCAAACGGAUUCUUCUUUUUGGUGGGUGGAAGAGAAACUGCAGUCCUACACAUCAGGGGCAGUUCCUCUCCUCUCAUUGAAUGUUCCCUUCCCUUAUCUUCUAACUAUGUCUUAUGAUGAGGCAAACCUACAUGCAGCUCAGCUGCACUCUUGCUGUCUGCAGGUACAUCCUGACUUAGGCUUGGAGCGGGUAUCAAUGCUCAGCUGUACCAUAAGGUGAGGACUGUGGCAGGGUUUAGGAUGGGGAGGAGGCAGAAGUGUAAUGCCACAUGGUAGAAUGGGAAAAGUGAGGGGGGCAGACUCAAGAAUAUGGAUUGAAUUGCCCAAACUGUGUGUAAUGCACCUGAGAAGAGGUCUCUCCUCUGGUGUGAGAAUUGCUGAUCUUCAUUGGAGGGUUUGAUAAUCCAAGAUGUUUGUUCAUUAUACUAUCUGUCUAGAUCUUUUAAUGCUAACUCAUGUAUGUAGGAUUCUUAUGACCUCAGAAUAACAAACUCUAAUCUAAAAUGCUACUAGGAGCAAUGGUGGUCUGAUAUUCUAACGAGUCUCAAUAGUGUUUAAAAAUAAUAAAAAAAAAAAAAAAUCAUAGCAUAAUGCUGGAAGGUUGUGAUAACUUCGGUGCUUACUGAGACAAGGAGAAGCACACCACCAUUUCUAAUCCAAGAAAUAGUGUUACCUAAGCCAUUCCAGGAGCAGUUGCAGGCAUUCAAGACUGGCUUGAUGCUGUUACCUAAGAAUCUCCAGCUUGUAAAUGGAAGUGGAGUAUCUUGCUCUGAAAUGACUUCCAGCUGUUCCUGUACCAAAGUUUGGGGAAAGAGCUGUUUUGUUUUUUUUUGCUCCAAGGCAGAACAUGCCCUCUUAAAAUGCUACUUGCUGCCUUAAGUGAUUUCAAGUAGUAAAGCUACAGAGGGGAGUUUAUGGGUGCCCUUGAUUUGGGGCACUGUCAAUAGAAAUCUCUGUGCUAAGGACCAUGCUGGGGAAGAAGAUUAGCAUGGGCAAAACUUUGUCUUUGUGUGUGUGAAGGGAGAAGCAGUGUGAUAAGUGCUGUGGGAAGGUCUUUGCAGAACAGGCCUAGUUAAAAGGACUACGGUAGGAAGCAUACUCAAUUGUACUCCUACUAGUUCUGAAAACUAGAAGGGUGGGCUGCCCCAUCAAAAUAGCUGAUUAUGCCUCUGUUUAGGGGAACAACUCGCCAUGCUUUAGCUGAGGCUCUAAUCUACUGCGCAAAAAGCACUUGCUCUAUGACCCACUGUGUUCCUGUUUUGGUGAGCUGGAGAAAAGAACCCUGCCAGUCCCACCCCCAGCACAAGUCACGAUAGUCUUGUACUAGUGGUUCCCCUACCCCCAAACUUUCAGGCUGUUGGUAAUCAGCUACUGUAAUCUGAUCUCUCUACUCUUCCAGUUUUAACAAGAUUUAAAUCCAACACCUCAUCCUUUAGCCUUAACACAUCUUCUUUUAUAAGUAUGCAUUAGAAAUGUCUCUUUGGGGAAUUGACUGGCUCAGGAGUUAUUACAGGAAUCCAGGCUUCAUCUUCUGCAGUGCCAGUUCAAAACCAGCCAAGGGUAGUAGUAAGUAACGCUGCUAGCCUGUGAAAUGUUAGUUGCCUUACUCUCAGCAGAUAAGGUAGGGUGAACUUAAUCAGAGUCAAAAAGGGAUAGGAGGUUUCUAUGGAUAUCAAGAGUAGCUAGGGUUGUUUAUAAGUAAUGCGGGAGGGAGGAGAAGCUUUGGAAGAGAGAUCUAUAUGGCUCACAUUUCAGAGCUAAAGCCAGGUUACUAGAGAGCAGGAUGAGAUUGGAAGGAGCGGAUAGGGAUACUGCAUAUUUUAUAGCUGCCUAUUGCAGAAUUCUUAUACCUUUCUCUAAAGCAUCUGGGUUUUUGAUUGAUUGUUUGGGCCGGAGGGCUGGGGGGGGGGAGAAGGAUAUACUAGACUGGUCAAUCAUUCAUGUAAGGAGGGGGAGAAGGAGCUCCCCUCAUAUAUAAAGGUGGUAGUUCUAGGUUACUGAGACAUUAGCAUGUAUUGAGUAGAAUACAGGAGGUAGCAGCCCAGCUUCUAGCAGUGAUGUGGAUAAAUGAGCAUCUUUUACCAGCACUACAUUCAUUUCAGAAUGCCUAUCUGACCACUCUGAUUCUUUAAAGGCAAGCUAUGCCUAUGUUCUUUUCUGUUUGUCUUUUUUCCCCUUGCCAUGUUCAGUAACAGAUACAGCUUUAGUGGCUGAACCAAGGCAAAGGGUGACUGAACCAGGCCCUUCUGCAUGGGAAAGAGGAUUGGUGAUAAAGAAAUCUACUGCUUCAGCUGCUAGCAUUCUCCAUGUCAUUCAUAUACUCACAGUUGGCUACAUGCAAUUAGUCUAAAAGCCCUGCUGCCUACAAGUGGGGAAGAAACACAGGAAUCUUUAAAAUAGUAAGAAAUGAGAUCUUGCAAUAUAAUUUGUAUAGGAUUAUAACCCACAGUGGCCCUUUUUGAAGGGCCAGGCUGGCACACUUUAUUUAUAAAGCUAUAAACAUAUUUUGAACAUAAAAGCCAAAAAAUACAAACUCAGUGAUGUAAAAAAAAUUACAGUAUAUGGUGGAUAGUUACUGGACAAAUGAAAGUACAGCUGCAAAACACUUCUGUGCUACAUACAUACAGUGGUUUUACUUGACUUAAUGAAGUGGUAUUUCUGUGACUUCUACAUUCAAACAGGAAAUCACAUGGGUAAUUAAAAAAAUGAAAUUGUCUCAUGAGAUUUUACUCAUGCUGCAGUAAAAAUUUACAGGCAAGGUUUUGUUUU
Dermochelys coriacea (leatherback sea turtle) is the source of this 5536-nucleotide messenger RNA. It is a transcript of the gene SKP1, whose product is annotated as S-phase kinase associated protein 1. Gene Ontology annotation, cellular component: cytoplasm; nucleus. Gene Ontology annotation, biological process: SCF-dependent proteasomal ubiquitin-dependent protein catabolic process. Lineage: Eukaryota; Metazoa; Chordata; Testudines; Dermochelyidae. Bases 236 to 727 code for a protein of 163 amino acids. The record is from RefSeq and is a predicted model, not a curated record. Gene Ontology annotation, molecular function: cullin family protein binding. The transcript has 6 exons.